Molecule: messenger RNA, 2425 nt
Organism: Pundamilia nyererei
Lineage: Eukaryota; Metazoa; Chordata; Actinopteri; Cichliformes; Cichlidae
Product: receptor-type tyrosine-protein phosphatase eta
Exons: 11
Coding region: 98-2425 (775 amino acids)
Molecular function (GO): protein binding
Source: RefSeq, a predicted model, not a curated record
UUUAUAACCUGUUUUAUUUGCCCGCAUCACAAACCGAGAGGUCACAAGAGAUGCGUCUGUAGACUGGUAUCAGUCUGGAAGUGUACAGAGCACCAAUAUGGGGAAGUUGCAGGUGAAAUUUUGUAUUUUUCUGUGCUGGGCUCUGACGUCGAUGUACAGCGAUGCACAGCGAGAGUAUUUCAUCCAGCGCAAAAAUCUCACCUGGGUUGACGCCCGAAACUACUGUCAGGCCUGCUUCAAAGAGCUGGUGACACUGACUCCAGACAACAUUCAGGCCCUUGCCCGGGACAUCACCUCUGACCACUGGAUCGGUCUUCGCAAGAACUUUAACUUCAAAAACAACUCUAUCGACAACUCCACCGGCAACUUAACCAGCACUGUUGCAAGCUACACAGAAAGCUACUUCACCACACACUAUAUCAACAACAGUGACUCCAGCAGCCCCAUUAUGAACUGGACUCAGUGGGCCAACGGGGAUCCCCUAGCCUUCCAAAACUGGUACCCUGGCUGGCCGCUGCCUAAACCUUCCCCAAAACCUCCCAACAAAACCGUGUGCUGCAGCUGCUCCUGCACAUGCCCAGCAAGGCCAACAACACCCAUGACUACAAACGCAGAAUUCACAACGCCCAACACGACAACAACACAAUCAGGACAUAAUGUGACAAGUUGGAGUGAUGACCCGGCUGAAACAACUGAAUUCACACCAGACUUCACUGACCAAUCUGUUGUUACCGACGAAAGUACAACACACGCAACAAGAACGGAAAACAUGACGACCCGAAGAACAACUCCAUAUUUCACCACAAGUGCACCCUGGACGACCGCUGAGAUGCCAUUAGCAGCGCAGUGUGAGAAGUCGCCUGUGCAGGAGCCAGAAGAACCUGAAGACGAAGACGACAGUAAUGAUGAGAAUUACAUUGAAGACUCGUGUGUGGCCAUGCUCAGCUUCGGGCCGUGGAUUGAAAAGAGCUGCCUGGAGCAUCUGCCAUUUAUUUGUUAUGAAGAUCGCUUCAUGGGACAAGUCAGCGUCACCAAUAUAACUUUUGAGAGCGCCAACCUGACAUGGUUGGUUGCACCGGGCGAUAUCAGCCAUUAUCGGGUAGAGGUCGAAGGUCAAAAGGAUAACAAAACAUGGGAGUUUAACGUCACUGAUUUGACCUGUGGCCUCUCCAACCUGACAGCAGGCACCUCCUACUCGGUCCAGGUGUUCCCCGUCAAGUGUCAAAGAGACCUCAACCCAGAGAACGCCACCUUCUACACCAUACCUAAGGCAGUCACAAACCUGACAGUCAGUUAUGUGGAGAAAAACUCUGUCUGUCUGAGCUGGGAAAAACCACAGGGAAACGUGGAUUUCUAUCGUCUGACUUACGAGACCACCCUUGUUAAAGUGACAACAGAGACAAUAAAGGUUGAGCGUUUGAUACCUGGAACCCCCUACAAUUUCACUGUCGUCUCGGGAGUCAAUGACGCAUCUAAGUGGAGCUAUGAAGCUCACGUCUCAGCGUAUACCAAGCCUGAUAAAGUUUACAACCUGACAGUGUCUGGUAACACAAAAGAGUCGAUAUUGGUCAAAUGGGAUCAACCUGUGGGAAACUUCACAGAUAUCCUUGUGGUAGCUAACUACACGAAUAGCACGUAUGUAUUUGUAGAAAUCCAGCCACACUUAACAGUUUCUCUUUGUGACAGGAGCCUGUUUAAUACAACUGUAAAGUCCACUCAGCAGAACGUGACAGUAACAGGUCUGCCACCGGCCACACAUAUAUUCAUCUAUGUGACCGUGCGGGUCAACGAAGACCUGGUGGGAGAAACCAAAAUAAUCGACAGCUUCACAACUCCUGGACCGAUUUCAAAUUUGACUUUGACUACAACUAGUGAUUCCCUCACUGCUACCUGGGAGCCUCCUGUUGGUAGCGCUUUAAAUUUCACAGUUGAGCUCUGGCUCAACCAGAUACUUGUAAAUAAAACAAGUGUAUCAGACAAAAACAUCAUAUUCUAUAAUCUGAAGAAUGCUGCCAAUUACUCUGUGACCGUCUAUGCAGUGAGUGGACAAUUUACCAGCACGCCAGUGUCCGCCUACAAGUUCACCCUGCCAAAUCCUCCUAUUGAUCCCAAAGUCACUAGUGUCAGUAACGACAGCAUCACCUUUGCCUGGGACGCACCUAAAAACACAUUAUCACCCACGUAUGGUGUCACACUCAACUCCAGCUUCUGGGGUCACAGUUGGAGUAAUACAACUGAUAAAACCACGUUUACAUUUUCUGGCCUGACAUCAGGGACCACCUAUAAUUUCAGUGUGUACGCAAUCGCUGACGGACGGGAAAGUGCCCCAGUACACUGUGCAGGAGUCACAGAUGGAUUGGGCUCUAGUAAGUUGGAAAAACUACGCUUUGACACCCCAGGAAUCAAACCAGAGACCAAGAGAUGA